Molecule: messenger RNA, 3389 nt
Organism: Trachemys scripta elegans
Lineage: Eukaryota; Metazoa; Chordata; Testudines; Emydidae
Gene: FOSB
Product: FosB proto-oncogene, AP-1 transcription factor subunit
Exons: 4
Coding region: 646-1734 (362 amino acids)
Biological process (GO): regulation of transcription by RNA polymerase II
Cellular component (GO): nucleus
Molecular function (GO): RNA polymerase II cis-regulatory region sequence-specific DNA binding; DNA-binding transcription factor activity, RNA polymerase II-specific
Source: RefSeq, a predicted model, not a curated record
GGAGCUUCUCUGCUUAGCGGGGAGACGGUGCCACCUGCCCGGGACAGGGCUCCAGGGGACCCCAGCGACCCCCCCCACACCCCCGCUUUGUGGGGUUCGGGCCUGCGAAGACGCCGCAUCGCCUCUGGAUUGUGCUACCUUGGGGGGGGGGCUGCUGUUGCUGGAUUAUUUCGGGGUGUCGGUGUUUGAAGUUACCCCACUAGCUGCGAAGGGGCUUUGGACCCCCCCCUUCCCCGCGGAUGCGGCUUUGAGGGGAGAAGACGCGUGGAGCAGGAGUCUCGGAAGCCGGGAGUCUCUCCGCCCUCCCCAGCGCAGCUUCCACCGCCGGAGCCCAGCGGCAGGGAGCUGGAGGGGGGCUGCUGAGCCGCGGCCCGCUGAGCUCGCGUCCCCGCGCACCCCGGGGGCGAUGCUGCUUUACCGGUGAAGGAGGAAGAGGGGGAACCGCCGGGCCCCGCUGCCCAGCCGGCGCGGAGCGGCUCGCACCCAGCGCCUGCCGGACUCCGCCGCUCGCAAACGGGACUUUGCAGCCACUUCGCUUCUAGUCUAACCGGCUCCCCCUGCCCCGGGGUCGCAGCCUCCCCUGCUCCAGCCUUGGCUUCCAGGCGCCCCCAGCGUGGCCACAGGCUUCCCCCUGUGCCCAGGGAGAUGUAUCAGGGCUUCCCCGGAGACUACGACUCCACCUCCCGGUGCAGCUCGUCCCCUUCGGCCGAGUCCCAGUACCUGUCCUCGGUGGAUUCUUUCGGGAGCCCCACGGGCGCCGCCGCCUCGCAGGAGUGCAGUGGCCUCGGGGAGAUGCCCGGCUCCUUCGUGCCCACAGUCACUGCCAUAACGACUAGCCAGGACCUGCAGUGGUUGGUGCAGCCCACUCUGAUCUCUUCCAUGGCCCAGUCGCAGCCUCCGGGCCAACAGAUGUCUCACCAGCAGCCGCCACCUGCAGUGGACCCCUAUGACCUGCCCGGGACCAGCUAUUCCACCCCGGGGAUGGGCGCCUACAGCGCCGGCCCCUCAACCGCCGGAGCAGCCGCCCCAUCGCCCAGCUCCGCUCGGGCUCGGCCCCGGAGGACACGGGAGGAAACGGUGAGCUGGGCGGACUUGGGGGACAUUCUUCUUCUGUCGAACUUCCUCUGGGGCAUCAGCAAUGAGCUGACGCCGGAGGAGGAGGAGAAGCGCCGCGUCCGCAGGGAGAGGAACAAGCUGGCAGCGGCCAAGUGCCGGAACCGGCGCCGGGAGCUGACGGACCGACUCCAGGCGGAGACAGACCAGCUGGAGGAAGAGAAGGCAGGGCUGGAGUCCGAGAUCGCGGAGCUGCAGAAGGAGAAAGAGCGCCUGGAAUUUGUCCUCGUAGCUCACAAACCCAGCUGCAAACUCCCUUACGAGGACAUGCCCGAGCUGGGCGGCCAGCCCGGCCCGUCGGCGGAGGUGAGCUCUCUGGGGGUGCCCGUUAAGGACGACCCGUUCGGGCCAGCCGCCUACCCGUCUGUGCCCCUCCACUACCAGCAGAGCCUCGGCGUGCCGGCGCCAGGCGCGGCGGGCCCAGCGGAGGUAGCGUUUUCUAGUUCUUACUUUACACAUGGUGAGCCGCUGAGCGACCCGUACCCUGUUAACCCUUCAUAUACAUCUUCGUUUGUGUUCACCUACCCAGAGGGAACUACCUGCGGAGCCACACACCAGCGGAACAGCAGCAGCGACCAGUCCUCGGACUCCUUGAAUUCUCCCUCGCUACUCGCUUUGUGAAACAUAAACCAAACAAAGCCAAUCAAACCCGCACAUGCCAACGGGGUGUGUGCGUGUGUGGGCGGGGGACACGCUGCAAACUGACAGCCCUCAGCCGUGUGUGCCAUUAGUUAACUGAGGGGACCCCUCCCCACCCCCUCCCUUGCUGACACUUUUGGGGACUUUGUUUUAAUCUGGCCGGAGGAGCAGGAAGCUUUGGCACCGCCGCUAUGAGCCGGGAUGGACGGUGGAGCUGGGCCUGGCUCGCGGGGGCUGAGCCUCGGCUGUCUGGGGACUAAUCUGGCGGGGCUGGGGGCAGCGGAUUGUGCGGCGUCCCCUCCCCCAAUACCUUCUGUGAGCAGCUGACCAAGGUUUGGGACCUUGUGGGGAGUGGGCUGGGGUUGGUUCCCCCCCUCUCCCAUGGGGCCGCUCUGGCCUGUCGCCCUGCAUUGACUCACUCCCAUUACGCCCCCGCCCCCCCACGUCUUGUGGGUCGUGGCUGCCCCCCUGCGGGCGUGUGGCUCUGGCUGGGCUGGGGGCAGCCGUGGAGCACUGAGGCAGAGGCCCGUGUCCCCAGCUGCCUCCACUCUUGCUCUGAGGAGCUCCGUGGCUACAGCAGGGGCGGCCUGGCUCCCUCCCUGCGGGGUUGAACCAGAGCCCCAUGGGCUGGGCGGGAGCUUGGCCCGGAGGCCCCGGGUGCUGCCCUCUGGCUGUCCGAGCCACCCCGCCCCUUGGCCUUGUCUUUCCCGCUGCGGGAGUUGGGGAGUGCGGCUGCAAUGCCAGGAAAGGGCCUCGUGCCCUCCGUCCGCCCCCCUGAGAUACUGUGAACGGCCUCCACCCCCUGUACGGCCCCUGCUUUCCCUGCUGUUGUGAGCACAUGGUGUGCGUGUCCCCCUACCCCCCACAGGCUGCAGCCCCUCCAGCCCUAAGAUGAGCCCUCCCGUCUGGUGGCUUUUACCCCCAUCAUGAACCCCCCAUGGGAACCCCAUGUUCCAUUGACCCCCAAGCCUCCACCAGCAAGGGCCGGAUGAUGCCAUGGGAAAGAGGCCAGAUGCCACUGUGCCCCACUGCAGGCCUUGUGGGGCUGCGAGACCAUCCCUGCCGGCAGCUUUAAGCCCUGGGUGGCAACUCCAGGAGGUGGGGUCCCUCCCACUCCUCGGGGGCCUGUGCCCAGCCUGCCCCAACGUCUUCUGCUGGGGGAAGACUGGCAUCGCCCUGGGGGAUCCCCCUGGGCACCUGAGCAGAGGCUGCCCCCCGUCCCCUGUAGCUAGCGCCUGUGCGUACGUAGACCUGCCGCCGCUUUGGGCCGUGCCGUCCGCCCCGUCGUCGCCAGCACGUCGAGCGGGAGAGCCGUGUUGCUUCUAUCGCCGGGGCCUGCGCCGUGCCAGCCGCCGCGUGCCAUGUUCCGUACCCUCGUGACCAAGCUUUGCCCGUGGUUAACGUUGUGCUGAGCGCUGGAGUGGGGUUCGCUGCGGCCUUUUGCGUCUGGGACAGCGCUGGGGGAUGGGGAGAGUUUAGGGUUUUUUUUUUUUAUUAUUAUUAUUAUUUUCCUGUGCUGUAUUUUGUGACUUGUGUUUAUUGGGCGGCUGGGGGGGGCCGUGGUAAUGCCCAGCGCCCCUCCCAGCCCGCGCUGACUCAUCUGCAAAGUGGCCAAUAAAAACAGCUUUGAACAUGCA